This is a messenger RNA of Paramecium tetraurelia, 618 nucleotides long. RefSeq lists its product as uncharacterized. Gene Ontology annotation, molecular function: GTP binding; GTPase activity. The transcript is spliced from 3 exons. The record is from RefSeq and is a predicted model, not a curated record. Lineage: Eukaryota; Ciliophora; Oligohymenophorea; Peniculida; Parameciidae.
AUGGAUGAACCAUAAGUAGUAAAAAUUAUUGUAGUCGGCGAAUCAUAUGCUGGAAAGACAUCAUUGUUAUAGUAAUAUUGUUAUAACGAGUUUGAUCAUAAUCACAGUGCAACAAUUGGUUGUGAUUUCACUUUAAAGUGGAUUACAAAAAAUGGGACAAAACUGAAGUUAUAGAUUUGGGAUGUGGCUGGAUAGGAGAGAUUUUAAAAUUUGUCUAAAAUGUUUAUACGAUAAGCAAAGGGUUGCUUAAUUAUGUGUGACAUUACUAAUAAGAAAUCCUUGGAAGCCGCUUUGUCUUGGCGUAAUGUUGUUAAGGAUAUUGCAGAUGAAGUUCCUAUAUUUUUAAUUCAAAAUAAAACUGACUUAUUGUAAGGAGAAAGAGAGGAAUACUAAACUGAAGAAUAUUUAACUCAAUUUGCACAACAACACAAUUUUACUCGUAGUUACUAGAUAAGUGUGAAACUAAAUGAGAAGGUAGAUUUGAUAUUUUACGAGCUUGUGGAGGCUAUGAUUGAGAAAGGGGUCAUAAAAUUAGAAGACAGUGUGAUCAAAAGUUCCUUUGUAAUUAAAAACGAUAAUAAUGAUCGAAAUAAAGCAAAGAAAAAAGAAUGUUGUUGA